Bombyx mandarina (wild silkworm) is the source of this 990-nucleotide messenger RNA. RefSeq lists its product as uncharacterized. NCBI's taxonomy places the organism in Eukaryota, Metazoa, Arthropoda, Insecta, Lepidoptera, Bombycidae. The record is from RefSeq and is a predicted model, not a curated record.
AUAUGUGGCGGCCGCGUGUCCCUCCGCAAUGCCGGGCGCCGAGAAGGAGCACGUGAUGGUGUGCGUGCAAAUCCAAAUAGACGGUCGCAAUGGCGUGAUGCUGGCUGAUCCCGGCUAUCAUGUGCCGAGGAUCAUCACUGUCAUGGCAGACGGGGCGUAUCCACACACCGGUUGGUUCACGCAGAUGGACGAGCCGCACUGUCGCAAGGAAUACAACUACACGUUCAACCAGGACAACCCCGGUUAUGUGGAGUGGCAGGAGCGGGAAACUCGCGGCGGCAUCGUGAAAUGCCAGACCUCCCUGGUGUUUGUCGGAAAACCGUACCAAGACGCCGUCAACGUAACCGAGAGAAGGAAUCUCGUUUACAACUUUAGAAGUCUCUUGUCGCGAGACCAGAAGGGUCACCUUCGGGCCGGGAUGUACUUCCCGAUCGGAGGACGAGGGGUGGAGGAACAGUUCACGUUGUUCUUCGAGGAAGGCCCAGAGAAGCGGAAAACCAAAUACAAAUUUAGCUCGUUCAUCAGCACUAAGGACAUCCCAGAAUCCGCUCUUGAAGAUAUCAAGCUUUGCAACGCACAAUUAAACUACAAGCCGGACGAGCUCCUCGAAAUUAUUUGUAAACUAGCCAAUGUAAUGGCGGACGAGUCGUUUAUAGAACAAAUGCUAAAGAUAAACGAUGAUAUCUGUCGAGCGGGAUUCGACGCGCAAAGGGAUUAAAACAACAUGGCCGUCAUAACAAAAUGGCCGCCGACCGAGCUCGGCGGGAAACCUUAGAAACGGCGGCGUAUUCGAUAAAAUUAUCAGUUCCAUUUUUUUUGUACUAAUUUCUAAAUUACAUGAUUCCUUAAGUAUUUUUAUACGUUCAAUUAUUUUUAUUACUUUGGUGAAAGGUGUAUUUUAUUGGUCUAAGUUAAAAUGUUAUCAAUUGGGUGGACCGGGUUAUAUUUUUUAAAUGUUUAAGCUAUGGGUUUCUUUAAUACACAAUUAUU